CUUUCCGUCUCUGUUGAAGAGACUCUAUUUUGAGUGUCUUCUUCAUAUCAGUUACACUACAUUUUCUUUCAUACUUUCCGUUGAUAAAACGAACUGCCCUAUUCUGGAUUUGCUCUAAUUUAUUGAUGAGUGUUUGAGUAUGUGGAUCCCAUACUGAUGAACAAUAGUCAAGUAUUGGUCUGACCAUUGUCUUGUACGACAUUUCCUUGACAUGUGAUGGACAAGAAUGCAAGUUCAUUCUCAGGAAACCAAGUAUUCUGUUUGCCUUGGAGCAGACUCUGUCUACAUGAGAAUUCCAUGAAAGAUGAUUACUUAUAUCUACACCCAGGUUGGGUUCCCACUAUUGCAACAGGACUAAGUCUCAUAGGGGCUGUACUGGCGGAUGAAAUCAUCAAGAAGACUUCUCAUCAGCUAGUCGCGUUCAUGGGAGUAUCUCUAUGCUUUAGCGCCUGUCUCGUCACCUCAGUGAUGCCCAUCUAUCCUCCGAUGAUAUUUACGUUCGGAAUUUUAUAUGGGUUCGGUUCGGCCUUUUCCGUAACAUCAGGAAUGGUUGCCAUUGUUGACUGGUUCCCGAAAGACUCCUGUUCGAGAGCAACUGCUGUGGCAGUAGCUGGAACCUCGGCUGGCAUGCUGGUGUUCAACCCGAUCACAUAUAAGCUCGUGUCAGAUGUGGGAUGGCGUAACACUUUGAGAAUAAGUGGCUUUAUUCUUCUUGUCGUUGGCUAUGCUGCAAGCGCAACUUUCUCCAAACCUGUCAAGGAAUCUCUUGAAUUAAAACAACCUGCUGAAAACCCAGAAACAAAAGCUUCUCUUCUCAAAACAACGAACGCAACUUGUAAAAAUGCCAUCUCCAUGGGCCCUAAGAAGUCUUCGAACAUAUCUUACGUAAACAAACUUUCAAGAAAUCCUUACGACUUGUUGCUAUUUCCUGAAUUUUGGAUGAUGUUCUUUGGAAUAGUUAUUUCAGCAAUGUCCACAUCUCUUUUCUUUUUUUAUUGGGUAAGUAGCAAAGAUUUAUACAUUUUUAUAUGAAGAGAACUAAUUAGCCUAACUCAUGAUGUGACUGAGUCAAUUAUAAUUGCCCCGCGGUAAGUGAAGGAACCUUGACUAAGAUGAGAUGAGAAGUAUUUGAUGAUGAUAAUGGUGGUGAUCAUCAGGG
Lytechinus variegatus (green sea urchin) is the source of this 1159-nucleotide messenger RNA. Its product is annotated as monocarboxylate transporter 5-like. Gene Ontology annotation, biological process: transmembrane transport. NCBI's taxonomy places the organism in Eukaryota, Metazoa, Echinodermata, Echinoidea, Temnopleuroida, Toxopneustidae. The transcript has 3 exons. The record is from RefSeq and is a predicted model, not a curated record. Gene Ontology annotation, molecular function: transmembrane transporter activity. Bases 217 to 1032 code for a protein of 271 amino acids.